Molecule: messenger RNA, 3366 nt
Organism: Zonotrichia leucophrys gambelii
Lineage: Eukaryota; Metazoa; Chordata; Aves; Passeriformes; Passerellidae
Gene: GUCY2F
Product: guanylate cyclase 2F, retinal
Exons: 18
Biological process (GO): protein phosphorylation; cGMP biosynthetic process; receptor guanylyl cyclase signaling pathway
Cellular component (GO): plasma membrane
Molecular function (GO): adenylate cyclase activity; guanylate cyclase activity; protein kinase activity
Source: RefSeq, a predicted model, not a curated record
AUGUCAUUUCCCCUGUGGAGUCCUCACAGCUCCUCCUGGGCUCUGUCGACGCACAUCAGAGUGCAUCACUUCAACACUGGAAACUUAUUCAAGACAUUUUUCCAGGAUCUCUGGUGGCUGCUCUUUGGAAUAAUCCUACUUUGUUCCCCAGCACAUAGCUCUGUCUUUAAAAUUGGUCUGCUUGGACCCUGGAACUGUGACCCCUUCUUUUCCAAAGCCUUUCCACAUGUGGCUGCCAGGUUAGCUGUGGGACGAAUAAGCAGAGAUCCUUCACUAUCUCUUGGCCACCGGCUGGAUUAUGUGGUCCUCCAAGAAGAAUGUGACACACCUAAAGCUCUGGUUAGAUUUGUUGACUUUGGAAAGCUUUCCUCAGCUUUUAUAGGCCCUCUAAACCCUGGCUUCUGUGAGGUGGCUGCACAUUUAGGGAAAAACUGGAAUAAAGCUAUCUUUUCAUGGAUGUGCAUCAAUUAUAAGUUGGAUUCCACCAUCCACCAUAAUGCAUUUGCAAGAACUCUGCCCUCUCCAAUGCAAAUUUUGCUUACAAUAAUGAAAUAUUUUAGGUGGGCUCAUGUUGGCAUCAUUGCAUCCAGUGAUGAUAUUUGGAGGUACACAGCCAAGGAGGCAGCAACUGCACUCAGGAACCAUGGGCUACCUGUAGGCAUUGUUAUAUCUGUGCAUAAGGGAGAAAAAGGCAUUGAAGACACCUGGAACAAGGUUAAAGAAGUUAAUAACAUUAAAAUUAUUCUCCUGUGCAUGCAUUCUGUUCUCAUCGGAGGGCAGGAACAGGCCGCCUUGCUCACAAAAGCUCUGGAAAUGGGACUAGCAGAUGGAAGAUACAUCUUUGUUCCCUAUGACACUUUGCUGUACAGUCUGCCUUACCAAAACAUCUCAUUCAGUGUCUUUGAUAAUGACAGCAAGCUCCGGGAGGCUUAUGAUGCUGUGCUGACCAUCACUCUGGAGUCUGGAGAAAGGACUUUCUAUGAUGCAUUCAGGGAAGCUAAAGAAAGUGGUGAAAUAAUCAGGGAUUUGGAAGCCACACAGGUUUCUCCACUCUUUGGAACAAUCUAUGAUGCCAUUUACUUCAUGGCAAUGGCUAUGGACAGUGCACGGAGGAAAGGAGUCAGAGCCUCAGGAGCCACCAUAGCUGAGCACACAAAAAACUUCAGCUUCCCUGGGUUUAGCCACCAGGUAGAGACAGACAGCUGUGGGAAGGGGCUGGACAACUAUGUGGUACUGGACACAGAUGGUCAUGGGAACCAGCUCUUCCCAACCCACCUGCUGGACAUGUCUGCAGGCUCUGUGUUGCCCCUAGGCCGGGCCAUCCACUUUCCCAAUGAAAUUCCACCCAAACCAGACCCCAGCUGUUGGUUUGAUCCAGAUGUUCUCUGCACUGAAGGGAUUGAGCCUGCUGUCAUUUUCUUGGGAGUAAUACUGUUAUUUGUCCUGGUGUUGUGUGCUGUGGGCCUGGCUUCUCUCAUCAGGCAGAGUAUCCUGAACAACCAGCUUUUCAGGGGUCCAAACAAGAUCAUACUGACCUUGGAUGACCUCGUCUUCAUCAACCCAGAGAUGCAUAGAAAGAGGCUGACCUUGGACAGUCUGACGGAUGCAAACAGCAUAGCAGCCAAGAACAGAAGCAUGAUAUCCGUAACCCGCUCCGCUUCCUUGAAAAGCACAGUGGCCACCCAUGAAACCUCCAACGUGGCUCUGUAUGAGGGAGACCAAGUGUGGCUGAAAAAAUUUGAGACAGGAGCACUUCACAAUCUGAGGCAAAGCUCCACCAGCAUCUUAAGGAAGAUGAAGGAUCUGCGUCAUGAAAAUGUGAAUCUGUUCCUGGGCUUUUUCUCAGACUGUGGCAUCUUUGCCAUUGUGACAGAGUACUGCUCACGAGGCAGCCUGGAGGACUUGCUGAGAAAUGAGGAUAUGAAACUGGACUGGAUGUUCAAGUCCUCUCUUGUGAUGGAUCUAAUUAAAGGAAUCAGAUAUUUGCAUCAUCGAGAUUUUGCCCAUGGACGUCUCAAGUCUCGUAACUGUGUUGUGGAUGGCCGGUUUGUCCUGAAGAUCACUGACUAUGGUUAUAAUGAGAUCUUAGAGGCACAAAAAUGCCCCUAUAUUCAGCCAUCCCCAGAAGAAUUGCUCUGGACAGCUCCUGAGUUACUGCGGGACCCAGACAUGUGCAGAAAGGGCACAAUCAAGGGGGACAUUUACAGCUUUGCAAUCAUCCUGCAAGAGGUGGUUGCUCGGGGUCCACCUUACUGCACAUCAGAGCUCUCAGCUGAAGAAAUUAUAAAGAAAGUGAAGAAGCCCCCUCCCCUGUGUCGCCCAAAUGUAGCUCCUGAGGUAGCCCCCCUGGCAUGCAUCCAGGUAAUGAAACAAUGCUGGGCUGAAGCUCCUGAACGACGUCCAACAUUUGAGGAGGUGUUUCAUAAGUUCAAAACCAUCAACAAAGGGAAGAAGACCAAUAUCAUUGACUCAAUGCUCAGGAUGCUUGAGCAGUACUCAAGCAACCUGGAAGAUUUAAUCAGCGAGCGGACUGAAGAGCUAGAGGUUGAAAAACAGAAGACAGAAAAACUGCUGUCACAAAUGCUUCCACCUUCAGUGGCAGAAGCUCUCAAGACUGGUGGCACUGUGGAACCAGAGUAUUUUGACCAGGUGACCAUCUACUUCAAUGACAUUGUGGGCUUCACAUCCAUUUCAGCCCUCAGUGAGCCCAUUGAAGUAGUUGACCUUCUGAAUGACCUUUACUCUCUCUUCGAUGCUGUUCUUGGAAACCAUGAUGUUUACAAGGUGGAGACAAUUGGUGAUGCCUACAUGGUUGCCUCGGGGCUCCCAAAACGGAAUGGAAACAAGCACGCAGCUGAAAUAGCCAACAUGUCCUUGGACAUCCUCAGCUCUGUGGGAACAUUCAAAAUGAGGCACAUGCCAGACAUUCCCCUCAGGAUACGAAUUGGGCUGCACACAGGGCCCUGUGUGGCAGGCGUGGUGGGGCUGACCAUGCCGCGGUACUGCCUCUUCGGGGACACGGUGAACACGGCGUCAAGGAUGGAGUCCACGGGCCUGCCUUACAGAAUCCAUGUCAGCCAAAGUACAGUGGAUAUACUUCGGAAACUGAAUGAAGGCUAUGAAAUCAUACCCAGGGGGAAAACAGAACUGAGGGGUAAAGGAGUAGAAGAAACAUAUUGGCUGGUUGGGAAAAAAGGCUUCCAGAAACCCUUACCUAAACCUCCUGAAAUAAAGCCAGGGUAAGUCUGGCCAGAUGUACUGACCAGGAAAUUGAAAUCUGUCCUGAGAGACACAAAGAGGACUCUGAGAAAGCAAAGAGCUGGGAAGCAUGAAGGAGAAAUAAGUUUUGAAGAGGAUGAAAUCUGA